Molecule: messenger RNA, 1857 nt
Organism: Striga hermonthica
Lineage: Eukaryota; Viridiplantae; Streptophyta; Magnoliopsida; Lamiales; Orobanchaceae
Source: the annotation of a GenBank genome assembly
AUGAUGAAGUCGCCGUUUGAGAAACUGAGGAAUAUCAGACUGCAUAAGGGCUCCCCGAUGGGAAAAUCGGAUCACAAGUUUUUGGUGCAUACGGAUGGGCUAUCUCAAGCUGCAAAGGAUAUGAAAGACAUGAGAACUUGCUAUGAUAGCUUGCUUUCAGCUGCUGCUGCAACAGCAAAUAGUGCUUACGAAUUUUCGGAGUCAUUGCUGGAAAUGGGUAAUUGUCUGCUGGAGAAAACUGCAAUGCAUGAUGAUGGAGAAAGUAGAGUAGUAUUAUCUACGGUGGGAAAAUUACAGCUUGAACUUCAGAAACUAGUUGACAGCUAUCGUUCCCACAUUAUCAUGACAAUCACAAAUCCAUCAGAGUCUCUUCUUAGUGAGCUACGGAAAGUGGAGGAGAUGAAAUUGCAAUGUGACGAGAAAAGAGAUAUGUUUGAAUACAUGGCUGGCCAACUUCGAGAGAAGGGGAGGUGGAAACAUGGUAAAGGGGAGACUUUCACAAAUCGACAAUUGCAAGCUGUUUGUGAAGAAUACGAUGAUGUUGCAAGGCUGUGCAUAUUUCGUGUAGAAUCGUUAAAGCAAGGGCAAAGCCGGAGCCUACUAACUCAAGCAGCUCGUCACCAUGCAGCACAGCAGUUAAAUUUUUUCCGGAAAGGACUUCAAUCUCUCGAAGCAGUCGAACCACGUGUUAGAAAUGUUGCAGAGAAGCAUCGCAUUGAUUAUGAGCUAUCUGACUUGAAUGCAGAAAAUAUGAAUGAUGAAUGGAACAGUUUCGAAAGUAAUGGUUAUGGAGAACUAAGUUUUGAUUUCAGAAAAAACGAGCUGGAGCUGGAUAAAUGCUUCACGUUGAGGAACUCCGUGGAGCCGGAGCAGUUAUGCGCUUCAGGUGCACAAAAAACUAAGACACAAGCAGCUGAAGGGAAGAUAAACAGUAAAGAGAACCAAGGAGACGAUAUGCUGAGUCACCGAUGUCAAGCGAGCAGUUAUUCUGCUCCAAUCUAUAAAGAAAAAAUUGACCUUGCUGAAAGAAUUAAAGAAAUGUUGAGUGCCAUGCCAAAACUGAACAGCAACACACAUGUCCUGCCCACUCCUUCUGAUGCGAAGGCCACCGCCCUUUCAGGUACCACUACCCCAUCUUCUAGAAGCCCCAAAAACACUUGGCAUUCGUCACCUCUGGACACGGAGAAGCAAAAAAAAAUAAUCAACCACAAUUUACCGGACCCGUGUGUUUCUGAAAAUCCUAAAACGUCGCUUGAUGAGAACAUCCAGAACAAGCACUUUCUUCCCGUGCCUUGUCCCCUGACUGAAGGAGCCGACGAGCGUGUCGGAUUUGACACCACUUGGAGAACGAAAAGGCAGUCAUUCUCCGACUCGUUAGCAAGUAAGCCAUCGUCUAACCAUCACCGUUUUAACACGGGUGGGUCCAAUGCCUCGCCCCAGAUUUCCUCCUCUCCCAAGAUAAACGAGCUUCACGAGCUUCCCAGGCCCCCUGAUUCUUGUGGGCCCAAUCUGAAACUAUCCGUGGAAGCCCUCGGCCACUCUGCCCCAUUAGGUAAUAGGAAUCGCCUGGCGAAUUGGAAUCCCUCGAGCCCAUCGAGUGAAGGAUCCCCACUUCCCCUCCCACACCUUACUGUUUCUAGAACUUUCUCCAUACGCUCUAGUGGUCAAAGAGAGGUGGCUUUACCUCCGGGAAAGCUAUUGCAGUCCUCUCAGGUUGUGCAGAAUAUGCAAAUUACUUCCCCUCCAUUAUCCCCUCCAUUAUCACCUCUGUUUUUAUGGAACUUGAGGUCACCAAAUCACGGGCAGAUUAGAGGGAAAGUGAAUAAUGCUCUCAUGCCAGUUGGUUUUUCUGCUUAA